Messenger RNA from Ostrea edulis (European flat oyster), 559 nucleotides. Its product is annotated as cystatin-A-like. Gene Ontology annotation, cellular component: cytosol. Gene Ontology annotation, molecular function: cysteine-type endopeptidase inhibitor activity. The transcript is spliced from 3 exons. NCBI's taxonomy places the organism in Eukaryota, Metazoa, Mollusca, Bivalvia, Ostreida, Ostreidae. The record is from RefSeq and is a predicted model, not a curated record. Bases 70 to 426 code for a protein of 118 amino acids.
AAUUAAACGCAUAUUGUGACUGGUAUAUAAAGCCGGCGUCAGGUAAGCAAAGAAAGUAAAAGUGCAGACAUGGCUUGGAUUUCUCUAGGGGUUUGUAUACUAGGACUGACUGGGGCUUUUGCACAGUUGGUACCAGGCGGUUAUACAGAGACGAGGGUUAUCAACGAAGAAACCAGACGAGUCGCAUUUUCUGUGCAGAUAGACAUUUUGUGGAGACUGCAAUCGAUGAACAUCAUUGCUACUGAGUUUGUGCCUCUUCUAUAUAGAUCACAGGUUGUAGCAGGAACGAACUAUCUAGUCAAGAUAAGAAUUGGCUAUGGACACCACAUUCAUGUCAUCAUAUAUCGUAAUUUAUCCGGCACUGAAAUAUCUGUGACAAAACUCCAGACCUGGAAGUCCCUUUGGGAUCCACUUGUUCCCUUCUGAUCCAGAUGCAAAUGUCUGGAUACCAUAAAAUGAUAUUCUCUUAUUACUACAUACAAUGCACUAGUACUACUAUAAAAUACAUUAAGUGGCAGUACACAGACAAUACUUAAUAACGAAAUUAAAAUGUUAGAAA